Molecule: messenger RNA, 4772 nt
Organism: Pteropus alecto (black flying fox)
Lineage: Eukaryota; Metazoa; Chordata; Mammalia; Chiroptera; Pteropodidae
Gene: SETDB1
Product: SET domain bifurcated 1
Exons: 23
Coding region: 189-4076 (1295 amino acids)
Biological process (GO): heterochromatin organization; negative regulation of gene expression
Cellular component (GO): nucleus
Molecular function (GO): DNA binding; zinc ion binding; protein binding
Source: RefSeq, a predicted model, not a curated record
UUCCGGGCGUCUCUUUCGCUUCCCCUUCCCUCCCUCACGUUUCUUCCCCUCCCCCGCUCCCUUUUCCCUUUCGUUCUCGCCCACAGAGGCCCACCCCUCAGUCGUGAGUCUGGGGUCCGGGUGGCGAAAGAGAGCUAUUGUAGCUGGAAGCAGGGAGGUGUGGGGGAAUUAAUUGAGAGGACAACAGCAUGUCCUCCCUCCCCGGCUGCCUUGGUUUGGAUGCAGCGACAGCUGCAGUGGAGUCCGAAGAGAUUGCAGAGCUGCAGCAAGCAGUGGUUGAGGAGCUGGGUAUCUCGAUGGAGGAACUUCGGCAGUUCAUCGAUGAAGAACUGGAAAAGAUGGACUGUGUACAGCAACGCAAGAAGCAGUUAGCAGAGUUGGAGACGUGGGUAAUACAGAAGGAAUCGGAAGUGGCCCAUGUUGACCAGCUCUUUGAUGAUGCGUCCAGGGCAGUGACUAAUUGUGAGUCUUUGGUGAAGGACUUUUACUCCAAACUGGGACUACAGUACCGGGACAGUAGCUCCGAGGAUGAAGCUUCCCGGCCUACAGAAAUAAUUGAGAUUCCUGAUGAAGACGAUGAUGUCCUCAGUAUUGAUUCAGGUGAUGCCGGGAGCAGAACUCCAAAAGACCAGAAGCUCCGUGAAGCUAUGGCUGCCUUAAGGAAGUCGGCUCAGGAUGUCCAGAAGUUCAUGGAUGCUGUCAACAAGAAGAGCAGUUCCCAGGAGCUGCACAAAGGAGCCCUGAGUCAGAUGUCUGGAGAACUGAGCAAAGAUGGUGACCUGAUAGUCAGCAUGCGCAUUCUGGGCAAGAAGAGAACCAAGACUUGGCACAAAGGCACCCUUAUUGCCAUCCAGACGGUUGGGCCGGGAAAGAAGUACAAGGUGAAAUUUGACAACAAAGGAAAGAGCCUGCUGUCGGGGAACCACAUUGCCUAUGAUUACCACCCUCCUGCUGACAAGCUAUAUGUGGGCAGUCGAGUGGUGGCCAAAUACAAAGAUGGCAAUCAGGUCUGGCUCUAUGCUGGCAUUGUAGCUGAGACGCCGAACGUCAAAAACAAGCUCAGGUUUCUCAUUUUCUUUGAUGAUGGCUACGCUUCCUAUGUCACACAGUCCGAACUGUAUCCCAUUUGCCGGCCACUGAAAAAGACUUGGGAGGACAUAGAAGACAUCUCCUGCCGAGAUUUCAUCGAGGAGUACAUCACUGCUUAUCCCAACCGCCCUAUGGUGCUGCUCAAGAGCGGCCAGCUCAUCAAGACCGAGUGGGAAGGCACGUGGUGGAAGUCCCGGGUUGAGGAGGUGGACGGCAGCUUGGUCAGGAUCCUCUUCCUGGACGACAAAAGGUGUGAAUGGAUCUACCGAGGCUCCACGCGGCUGGAGCCCAUGUUCAGCAUGAAGACGUCCUCGGCCUCCGCGCUGGAGAAGAAGCACGGAGGACAGCUCAGGACACGUCCGAACAUGGGUGCUGUGAGGAGCAAAGGCCCUGUGGUCCAGUAUACCCAGGAUCUGACCAGCACUGGAACCCAGUUUAAGCCAAUGGAGCUCCCACAGCCUGCAGCCCCACCCGCCCCACCCGGUCCACCCACCCCACCUGCUCCACCUCUGUCCCCCCAGGCAGGUGACAUUGAAAGCUUAGAAAGCCAGCUUGCUCAGUCACGGAAGCAGGUGGCCAAAAAGAGCACGUCUUUCCGGCCAGGAUCUGUGGGCUCUGGUCACUCCUCCCCCGCGUCCCCUGCACUCAGUGAAAAUGUUUCCAGUGGGAAACCUGGAAUCAACCAGACAUAUAGAUCACCUUUGGGCUCAACCUCUGCUUCAGCGCCAUCAGGACCGCCAGCACCCUCAGCACCCCCAGCCUUCCAUGGCAUGCUAGAGCGGGCCCCGGCAGAGCCCUCCUACCGCGCCCCCAUGGAGAAGCUUUUCUACUUACCUCACGUCUGCAGCUAUACGUGUCUGUCCCGAGUCAGACCCAUACUAAGUGAGCAGUACCGGGGCAAGAACCCUCUGCUAGUCCCGCUCCUGUAUGACUUCCGGCGGAUGACAGCCCGGCGGCGGGUUAACCGCAAGAUGGGCUUUCACGUUAUCUAUAAGACACCCUGUGGCCUCUGUCUUCGGACAAUGCAGGAGAUCGAGCGCUACCUUUUUGAGACUGGUUGUGACUUCCUCUUCCUGGAGAUGUUCUGUUUGGAUCCGUAUGUUCUCGUGGACCGGAAGUUUCAGCCCUAUAAGCCUUUCUACUAUAUUUUGGACAUCACCUAUGGGAAAGAAGAUGUUCCCCUAUCCUGUGUCAAUGAGAUUGACACAACACCCCCACCCCAGGUGGCCUACAGCAAGGAACGAAUCCCGGGCAAGGGUGUUUUCAUUAACACAGGCCCUGAAUUUCUGGUCGGCUGUGACUGCAAGGAUGGAUGCCGGGACAAGUCCAAGUGCGCCUGUCAUCAGCUAACUAUCCAGGCCACAGCCUGCACCCCAGGCGGCCAAAUCAACCCAAACUCUGGCUACCAGUACAAGAGGCUAGAAGAGUGUCUGCCCACCGGAGUUUAUGAGUGUAACAAACGCUGCAAUUGUGACCCAAACAUGUGCACAAACCGGUUGGUGCAGCAUGGACUACAGGUUCGGCUACAGCUGUUCAAGACGCAGAACAAGGGCUGGGGUAUCCGCUGCUUGGAUGACAUUGCCAAGGGCUCCUUUGUCUGUAUUUAUGCAGGCAAAAUUCUGACAGACGACUUCGCAGACAAAGAGGGCCUGGAAAUGGGCGAUGAGUACUUUGCCAACCUGGACCACAUCGAGAGCGUGGAGAACUUCAAGGAAGGAUACGAGAGUGAUGCCCCCUGUUCCUCUGACAGCAGUGGGGUAGACCUGAAGGACCAGGAGGAUGGCAACAGCGGCACAGAGGACCCCGAGGAGUCCAACGACGAUAGCUCAGAUGAUAACUUCUGUAAGGACGAGGACUUCAGCACCAGCUCAGUGUGGCGCAGCUAUGCCACCCGGCGGCAGACCCGGGGCCAAAAAGAAAACGGAGUGUCUGAGACGGCGUCCAAGGACUCGCGCCCCCCAGACCUCGGGCCCCCACAUAUUCCCGUCCCUCUGGCGAUCCCCAUGGGUGGCUGCAAUCCACCUUCCUCUGAAGAGACACCCAAGAACAAGGUGGCCUCCUGGUUGAGCUGCAAUAGUGUCAGCGAAGGUGGCUUUGCUGACUCCGACAGCCAUUCAUCCUUCAAGACUAGCGAAGGUGGGGAAGGCCGGGCAGCGGGAGGCAGAGGGGAAGCUGAGAAGGCCUCCACCUCAGGGCUGGGCCUCAAGGAUGAGGGAGACAUCAAGCCGGCCAAGAAAGAGGACCCUGAUGACCGAAACAAGAUGUCAGUCGUUAUGGAGAGCGCUCGGAACUACGGUUACAAUCCUUCUCCCAUGAAGACGGAAGGCCUUCGGCGCCCACCGAGUAAGACGAGUAUGCACCAGAGCCGACGCCUGCUGGCCUCAGCUCAGCCCCAUGCCGAUGAUGUGCUGACGCUGUCCAGCAGCACAGAAAGUGAGGGAGACAGCGGCGCCAGCCGGAAGCCCGCUGCCGGUCAGACUGCAGCCACAGCGGUCGACAGCGACGACAUCCAGACCAUCUCUUCCGGCUCUGAAGGCGACGACUUUGAGGACAAGAAGAACAUGUCCGGUCCAAUGAAGCGCCAGGUGGCAGUGAAAUCAACACGAGGGUUUGCUCUUAAGUCGACCCAUGGGAUCGCCAUUAAGUCAACCAACAUGGCGUCCGUGGAGAAGGGGGAAAGCGCCCCCGUUCGUAAGAACACACGCCAGUUCUACGACGGGGAGGAGUCUUGCUACAUCAUCGACGCCAAGCUCGAAGGCAACCUGGGCCGCUACCUCAACCACAGUUGCAGCCCCAACCUGUUUGUCCAGAAUGUCUUCGUGGAUACACACGACCUUCGCUUCCCCUGGGUGGCCUUCUUUGCCAGCAAGAGAAUCCGGGCUGGGACAGAACUUACUUGGGACUACAACUACGAGGUGGGCAGCGUGGAAGGCAAGGAGCUGCUCUGCUGCUGUGGGGCCAUCGAGUGCAGAGGGCGUCUGCUCUAGGGCACAGACUCGCUCCUCACUGCUCCCUUCCUGAGCUGCCCUGGCCUCAGGACCUGGGUCUUCCUGACUGUUGAACUCUGGGCCCCAAGUCUCCAGGCUACUGCCCCAGCUCCUGGCUCACAGGAGUCGGGGUUCUGGAUCAGAAGACCCCUUCCACGUGGUGCUAGCAGGCAGGGUCCCUCGUCCCCCUCAGGCACUAGGGGGCGGGGAGGGGCCACUGCUCUAACCUGGGCCUGACAUCCCUCAGUCCUCGUGGCUCAUCCCUCCCUUCCGACUCCUUUGUUCAAGUGUUCAUGCAUCUAACCGACUGUUCUGGAAAGAGGGCUGUGUGUUUACUACCCCUGGUUUGUAUUGUUUCUUGAAAGUCUUUCAACAAGAUGCUAAGACUAAGGUUGUGGUUUGGUUUUCUUUCCCUCAGCCCCCACAUUCCCAGUUCUGGGUCUUUCAGUGAGAGAUCUGUCCCCCCCUCCCCGCCCAUCCUCCCCAGUGGGCAGCUGUCAUUAAUCUUAUACUUUCUCUACCUUUGCUCUUUCUUAUUUGCCAUGUGAAAUUUAAAACUGUUAUGUGACCAUGCGGAAGACUACCUUACUUUGCUUAGUUUACCACCCCCGUCUCAAUUCCUAAUAGUUGCAGAAACAUGUUGCCAUCUUUUACUUAAUCUUUAAUAUAUUUUAAUUAAAAAAACCAUUAACAGUA